Phyllostomus hastatus (greater spear-nosed bat) is the source of this 2907-nucleotide messenger RNA. It is a transcript of the gene PPM1N, whose product is annotated as protein phosphatase, Mg2+/Mn2+ dependent 1N (putative). The record is from RefSeq and is a predicted model, not a curated record. Lineage: Eukaryota; Metazoa; Chordata; Mammalia; Chiroptera; Phyllostomidae. Gene Ontology annotation, biological process: protein dephosphorylation. Gene Ontology annotation, molecular function: manganese ion binding; protein serine/threonine phosphatase activity; magnesium ion binding.
AUGGUAAAUGCUAAUUUGCUACUGCUAUUUUUCCGUGACCCUGAUCCCAAACUUCGCUUUGAAGCUCUCAAGAAGCGCAGGAGAGGGGGUGCGGGGCGGGGGCGCAGGGCUCGAGACCGGUCUCGGUUCCUUCCGGAGGCGCCGCAAUGCGCCCAGCGGCCGCACUAGGGUGAAGCAGCAUCUUGGGGCCUGCGCUUCGGGGCGAGCGCAGCUCAGGGCUGGCACAUAGAGGAUGAUCAUUGCGCAUGGCUCACGUUACCCUGGGUGUCCCUGGGCUGGGCUUUUUUUGCUGUCCUCGACUGCCAAGGCAGGGCGCGAGCAGCCCUCUUCGGCGCAAGCCACUUGCCAGGCCACGUGCUUGAGGCGUUGGGCCCGGCUCCUGACCAGCCCGAGGGCCUGUGCAGGACGCUUCACCAUGCCUUCUUGAGCACAGACGCACACCUGCGCUCGCUCUGGCCACGCGGCGAGCCAGGAGGUUCAACCGCGGUGGCGUUGCUCGUUUUCCCAAGAUUUCUGUACCUGGCACGCUGCAGUGACUUUUGCGCGGUGCUGAGCCUCUCGGGAGCUGUGGCCUUCGGCACCUAGGACCAUCGGCCCCUCCAGCUCCAGGAACUCGAACGUAUCCAAGACGCGGGCGGCACCAUCUGCCUCCGGCGUCUCGAGGGCUCUUUGGCAGUGUCACAAGCACUGAGAAAUUACAAAGAGGCUCCGGGAGGGCCUCCUGAGCUGCAGCUUGUCUCCGCGGAGCCUGAGGUGACCGCCCUGGCACAGCGUGUGGAGGACGUGUUCAUGCUCCUGGCCUCGGGUCUGCAGGACUAGAUGUUUGGCGCUGUCCUGGCGGCACUGGUGACAUCACGCCUCUGCUUGGGCCUGGCCCCAGAGCUUCUCUGCCUGCAGCUGUUGGACUCCUGCCUGUGCGAGGGCCUGAGCCUGGAUAACACGACCUCCAUCCCGGUCUGCUUCCCCGGGGAAACUAGGCCUUGUGAGGAGGCGAUCAGGAAGGAGCUAGCAUUGGAUGAAGCCCUGAGCCGGCAGACUCUAGAACUGUGUUCCUCUGCCCAGGAGUCCCCAAGCCCAAACCCGGUUUUCAGGACUCUGGCCUCUGAGGACAUCCCAGAUUCACCUCCUGGGGGAGGGCUCUACUGCAAGUGAGUCUGGGUGGGUUGGGGUAGAAAGUGGGAGAGGUGGCCAGAAAAGUGUCCCCUCCUGAGGGCCUGUCUGCUCUCCAGGACAGCUGUCAUUGCUGAAGCUUAUUCUCAGUUCUUCUGGACCUCAGGGGAGUGCUGAGAGCAUUUUUCUAGGUAUGAAGGGGGACAAGCAAGAGCAGAAGAGACUGUGCUUCCCCUCCAAGAAAUUUGCCCCCUGCCAUGCUCCGGAAAGCCCCAUCAUUCCAAGCAACACCCCUGCCACCCAGGAUUAAGGCAGAAAAAUCCCAGGAAUGUUGCUGACCAGGCCUGGAUGCACUGCAGACCAGGACAUCCUGGAGGACAGUCUGGAUCUUGGAGAGAGAUUGUGAAUUGGGCCCAGACAGCCUAAGAGCAUUGGAGACUACUCCAAAGACGCCAUGGGUGGGGCUCAGGGUGAAAAUGGGAAGGAGGAAGCUGGGGCCAGAGCCCAAAGGCUUUUCCAUAACUUGGUUAUUCCCACUUACAAGAGGGGGUUUGUUGAUAGUUUCUGAGUAGCAGAAGGAGGUAUUUGUCAGCAUUGUUUGAGUUGUGGGGGACAGAGACCCAACUAAACCUGGGAAAGCAAAACAGGGAGUUUGCUGAGCCAUGUAAUUAAAGAGUUCAGGGACAUAAGGCAGGACUGCAUUCAGUUGUCAGUUGAUGUCAUUAGGAACCGUCUCUUAGUUCCUCCCAGUUGGCUUCAUUCCCAGGCAGGGUCUUAGCAUGAGGCAGCAGAGUUGCAGCUCCAGCCUCACACCUCACAAGCCUACCAUCCUCAGGGCAGAGAAGGCACGGGUUUCCCGGUGGUUGCAGCAAUGGUUCCAGAGCUGGUUCUCAUUGGCCGCACUGGGUCACAUGCCUGCCAGUCACAGUGUCUCUGACUAGCCAGACUGUGGUCACAAGCCCACCCCUAGUGCUUAGGCUUAGGGUCCAGUGCAUCCAAACCUGAUGGACAGAGGAACGGUGGUGCCUGAAAUGAAAAUAUAAGUGGUGUCUCCAGAAUAUAAGGGAGUCGAUACUGAGAGGAAAGAAGGGGUGCUUAUUUACCAUCUAUUAUAUUUUGUGUUACAGAAGGUGCAGAAUGGGCCUGGGAAGGCCACUGGCACCCCUUCAAGCUCUGCCGUGGCCUUCCAGGCCUGACAGCUGUCACCCUUCGGGGCCCCAGUGGAACUUAGACACCUCCCCCUCCCCGGCUACGCAGAGCAGCCGAUGGAGGAACCCCAGAAUGUUUAUUUCCCCUUCUCCUACUUCCCUCUCACAAAAAGGCUUAUGAGAGAGGAAAUUCCACCCACCAUCUAGACAGAAAAAAAAACCCCAAAAACCCCAAACUGAAUGUUUGUGAAAUAUUUAGAGCUGAACAAACGAUGAGAGAUCACCCUGUUCAAUCACCUCUUCCCUUUCCCUUUUUCAUCGGUUUUGGGUAGGAGGCAGCAGGAAGUUUUUAUUAUUAAAUUAUAAUUACAUGAUUCAAAAUACAUUUAACUCGUAGGAAAAAAAAUACCUCAAACAUUGUUUGCCCAGUCGUUUGGCAAAUAUAUUGAGCACCUGCCCAUAGCCAUCAACUGGGGGACUUGCUGAAAUUCCUGCCUAUUUGAGGGGCCCAGCUCCUAGUGUGUGGGGAGAGACAGCAAAGGAUGAUAAAUAGCUCUGGCUGGUGGGGCUCAGUGGAUUGAACGCUGGCCUGCGAACCAAAGGGUCAUCGUGUGGAUUCCCAGUCGAGACACAUGCCUGGGUUGCAGGC